CAUAGACUCCCUUUCCAGUAGCAACACUCGAGCAGUUUCUGCAGCGAGUAAUCAUGGCGGCGUUCAGGUACGGCGGUGAGCAUGCCUAGUUGAACUUUAUCUGACCACGUGGGAUCGUUUGCUCUACUAGUGAGUGCGAGCAAAACCAUUUUUUCACGACUUACGAUAUGCACGUGUGAAAUGAUGAGUGAUUCAGAAGGAGAAGCACCUAAGGGACCCAUUGAAAAUGCUUGGACUUACAAAGUCCCACAGUUCUUGAAAGAUGACAAUCCUCAUGGUCUGUUGGAGGAGAGCAGUUUUGCCACCCUCUUCCCUAAAUACAGAGAGAAGUAUCUCCGGGAGUGCUGGCCGCUUGUACAGGCCUCUUUGUCAGAAUGUGGUCUUCUGGCAGAACUGGACUUAGUGGAAGGUUCAAUGACGGUGAGAACUACAAGAAAGACCUGGGACCCAUAUAUCAUCAUCAAAGCCAGAGACAUGAUCAAACUCCUGGCUCGAUCUGUGCCCUACGAACAGGCAGUGCGAGUUCUUCAGGAUGAAACAUCAUGUGAUAUUAUCAAGAUUGGGAAGUUGGUGCGAAAUCGGGAAAGAUUUGUCAAGCGCCGCCAGCGUUUGAUUGGACCUAAUGGAGCUACUCUGAAGGCCAUCGAGCUACUGACUGAAUGUUAUGUGCUCGUCCAAGGAAACACAGUGGCAGCUCUGGGACCUUGGAGAGGCCUGAAGAAUGUGAGGAAAAUUGUCAUAGAUACAAUGAAUAACAUUCAUCCAAUCUACAACAUCAAGACCUUGAUGAUAAAGAGAGAAUUGGCCAAAGAUGACAACUUAAGGAACGAGGAUUGGGAGAGGUUUUUGCCAAAAUUCCAUCACAAGAAUGUGAAGAGGAAGCAGCCCAAGAAAAAGAAGGCCAAGAAAGAGUAUACACCUUUCCCACCGCCUCAAGCUGAAAGCAAGAUUGAUAAGGAACUUGCAUCAGGUGAAUAUUUCCUCAAAGAGAAUGAAAGAAAAAGGAAAAAGGUGGAAGAGAGGAAGGAGAGAGAAAAGGAGAAAGCUGAAGCCAAGCGAGAGGAGAAGAUGAAGAAAUACAUCCCACCAGAGGAACCCACAUAUCAACCUGAAACUUCAACUAAGACUGAUGUGGAUGUGGAGGCUUUGAAGAAGAAAGUGAAAAACUUCCAGAAGAAAAAGAAGAUUGGCUAACAGGC
This is a messenger RNA of Darwinula stevensoni, 1199 nucleotides long. The record is from the annotation of a GenBank genome assembly. NCBI's taxonomy places the organism in Eukaryota, Metazoa, Arthropoda, Ostracoda, Podocopida, Darwinulidae.